Microthlaspi erraticum is the source of this 585-nucleotide messenger RNA. The record is from the annotation of a GenBank genome assembly. Lineage: Eukaryota; Viridiplantae; Streptophyta; Magnoliopsida; Brassicales; Brassicaceae.
AUGAAGACGAUUCUUUCUUCGGAGACGAUGGACAUUCCCGAUAGCGUAACCAUCAAGGUUCACGCUAAGGUGAUCGAAGUCGAAGGGCCUCGCGGCAAGCUCGUUCGCGAUUUCAAGCAUUUGAACCUCGAUUUCCAGCUGAUCAAGGAAGAGGAGAGCGGGAAAACGAAGCUUAAGAUCGAUUCGUGGUUUGGUUCCCGCAAAGCGAGCGCCUCCAUCAGAACGGCUCUUAGCCACGUCGAUAACCUCAUCUCCGGUGUGACCAGAGGUUUCCGGUACAAGAUGAGGUUCGUGUAUGCUCAUUUUCCCAUUAACGCCUCCAUCGGCGGUGACAACAGGUCCAUUGAGAUCCGUAACUUCUUGGGAGAGAAGAAGGUGAGGAAGGUUGAGUUGUUGGAUGGUGUGACCAUUGUUCGAUCUGAGAAAGUUAAGGAUGAGAUUGUUCUUGAUGGUAACGACAUCGAGCUCGUCUCAAGAUCAUGCGCUCUUAUUAACCAGAAAUGUCACGUGAAGAAGAAGGAUAUCAGGAAGUUCCUUGACGGAAUCUAUGUCAGCGAGAAGAGCAAGAUUGUUGAGGAGGAAUAG